AUGAACCUUUCAAAAGUUGGUCUCAUUGUCAGUAUAAAAGCGCGUCAGAAACGACAAAUGAAUCAGUCAGUAUGUUUCGCCUGUAUAUCUUCGUCGCGGCGUUGGUUGCUUCAACAACUUCCGCGUCAGUCGAAAGAACGGGUAAGCAUUGGUACAAGAACAGUUUGAUAUACCAAGUCUAUCUGAGAAGUUUCAAGGACAGUGAUGGAGACGGUAUAGGAGAUUUGAACGGUGUCACGAGCAAAUUGGAACACAUCGCGGACAUCGGCGCCGAUGCGCUAUGGCUGUCACCAAUCUACACUAGCCCGCAAAGCGACUUCGGCUACGACAUUGCUAAUUAUAUCGACGUCGACAAGGAUUACGGUACUUUAGCUGACUUUGACAAACUUGUGGCGAAGGCGAAGUCCCUCGGGCUGAAAGUAAUCCUCGAUUUCGUGCCGAACCACAGCUCUCACGAGCACGAAUGGUUCGUAAAAAGCGCCCAACGGAUCAAGCCCUACGACGAGUACUAUAUCUGGCGUGACGCGCUGGUAGCGAACGGUACUAGGAAACCGCCAAACAACUGGUUGAGUGCCAUCGGAGGCUCCGCAUGGGAAUGGAGCGCGACACGGAAACAAUACUAUCUGCAUCAGUUCAGCUGUGCUCAGGCGGAUCUCAACUACAGUAGCGUUACAUUGCAACGUGAAAUGAAGAACGUACUGAAUUUCUGGCUGGACCGAGGCGUGGAUGGUUUUCGCAUCGAUGCCAUUAGUCAUUUGUUUGAGGACGCACGUUAUCUGGACGAGCCUCGAAACGACGCGCCAGGGAUACCGGAUGAUGAUUAUGAAACCUUGGAUCACAUUUACACGCGAAAUCUUCCCGGGGUUUACGAAAUUCUCAAGUCUUGGAGAGAACUAGUGGAUAAACACUCAAAAACGACUGGUAGAAAAAUUAUUCUAACCGAGGCCGACACGGAUUUCCCCUUGUACUACAAGUCGGGCUCGAACGUGCCGUUCAAUUUUAUGUUCAUCCUUGACUUGAACGACAUGUCCAGCGCAGCUGACUUCAAACGUCUCGUCGAUCGCUGGAUGAACAAUAUGCCUAACGAUCCCGCGUACGUGGCGAAUUGGGUGGUGGGCAAUCAUAACAAUCAUCGCGCGGCUACGAGAUUCGGCGAAAAACGGGCCGAUCAACUUAACAUGCUGGCGACCGUUUUACCCGGCGUGAGCGUAAUUUACAAUGGCGAUGAGAUCGGUAUGCUCGAUAGAAAUUUUACGUACGACGAAACCAAGGAUCCUGCCGGACGUAAUGCUGGACCAGACAGAUAUCGUUUAAAAUCGAGGGACCCGGAAAGAACGCCUUUUCAAUGGAAAAACAGAACGAGCGCCGGCUUUUCUACCACCGAUACGACGUGGCUUCCGGUGAACAGCAAUUAUGAAACUCUGAAUUUGGCGGCGCAAAAGGCCGCGACCGUGUCGCACUACAAUGUAUUCAAAUCUUUGUCGCGUUUGAAAAGGAAGCCCGUUGUCGAACGGGGUUCCCUGCAGACCGUGUUGGUCACCGAGGAAAUCCUAGGUGUAGUACGACGACACGGUGCAUCCGUCGUGGCGCUUAUGGUUAACUUCGCCAACACGCCGGUCACCGUAGACGCCAGGACCUGGAUGAAUAUUCCAGAGCAGCUGAUAGUCUAUGCGCCCAGUGUGCAUUCCGAGAUGCUGGCAGGAUCGCGCGUCGAUACGACUUGCAUCGCUAUGCCCGGUUCGGCCUCCGUUGUGCUCACCACAGCAGAUUUGGUUUAAACUCCUGCCUACGUUAUGUUCACAGAUAACCGUCCGGUAACACGAAGUUUCGGACUUGCGUAUGCAACAUACAUAAGUCACUUAUAGAGUUCAUUUUAGUAGUUUGUUUUACGUUAAGCUGUCGAAUGCAGAUAUUCUAGAGGAAUAAAUAUUAUAUACGUUUUAUAAGAGCUUGAUAUUAUCACAUUCAUAAUCAUACAUCGGUUGAUCGUUAACAAUGCGUUAUUAAUAAUGAAUGUGCUCAAUUCUGUAAAAUAAUUUUUCAAGGGAAAUUUUCGACUUCUUAAAAGAAUCUUUUCCUGUAUAAAUUCAUUAAAACGAUAGAAAUUGAAUUACCAUUUCAGUUCUCUUUCAUACCAUAAUGUUAACACCAGUUUUAGGUUUUCAUUAAUUUUUAGUAAAGUACAUUAAUUUUUAUUAAGACAUUGGUGGGAAAGUGCGACUUUCUUGGUCUUUUAAUUAAUGAAGACUGUAUCACUUAAUUUUUAAUAUGCGGCAAAAUGUUUUACGUAAUAAAAACAAAAAUUACUCAAUUUUAAGACUUUUAUGUGCAAAAGUAAUACAAGUUGCAUUUAUUAUUUAUUGCAUUUAUGGAAGAAGCAAGGAAUAACUUUCGUGAAAUAGAUGUUAGAUAUCAAACGCGCGUGUUUAAAAGAGUGAAAAAUCCUGAUUACCUAUAUUUGCAUGUUCAUGUUAAAAUUCAGUUGACCAAAUGUAACAGUAGUUAAUUAUAUUGUAUUUUCUUGUUCGUCGCUUAUAAAAUACAAAAUGGCAGCAUAUACGUUGGUACGUACGUGUCGUACAGCACGCUUCGCGAUAACAUUUGAUUUUGUGGUAGCUGCAAUAGCAACGUGAGAAUGAUCUUUCGAUAAAUAUUAGCCUUUGAUAAACGGUGCUUUAUUCGGCCCGAUUUACAUAACAACUUGCGAGCGUUGUUUGUUGUUUAUAUCUACGCGAAUAAACCAAUAGCAGGAUGCCGAA
This is a messenger RNA of Vollenhovia emeryi, 2759 nucleotides long. RefSeq names its product maltase 1-like. Gene Ontology annotation, biological process: carbohydrate metabolic process. The record is from RefSeq and is a predicted model, not a curated record. The coding region runs from base 72 to 1778 and encodes 568 amino acids. Lineage: Eukaryota; Metazoa; Arthropoda; Insecta; Hymenoptera; Formicidae. The transcript has 2 exons.